Molecule: messenger RNA, 4029 nt
Organism: Rana temporaria (common frog)
Lineage: Eukaryota; Metazoa; Chordata; Amphibia; Anura; Ranidae
Gene: PPARGC1B
Product: PPARG coactivator 1 beta
Exons: 12
Coding region: 89-2941 (950 amino acids)
Biological process (GO): positive regulation of transcription by RNA polymerase II
Cellular component (GO): nucleus
Molecular function (GO): RNA binding; transcription factor binding
Source: RefSeq, a predicted model, not a curated record
GAGCCGGCCCUCCCCCUCACUAUGCUCUCUCCUCCCCCUGCCUGGGCUCUCUCCUGGCUCAGGCUUAGGGGAUCUGCACUCGCUGAAGAUGGCGGACUGCAGCACACUGCUGGAUGAAGAUCUGGAGUCCUUCGUGUUCAACUACCUGACUGACAGCCCGGAGCCUGGUGAGGAGCCUCUGUCACUGGACUUUCCCGAAAUCGAUCUCUCCCAGUUGGACGCUAGUGAUUUUGACACUAACAGCUGCUUUAAUGAGUUGCAAUGGUGUAACGAUCAGUCAGAAAACGAGUCCAAUCAGUACAGCACUGACGACUCCGAGCUUUUUCAGAUCAUAUAUGGUGACAAUGAGGCCUUGCUGGAAGCCCUUACCCAGACAUUGGAUGAUAUACAGGAUGAUGAGAUCAGCUUGUCAGCCUUCAUAUCCUCUGAAGAUGGGGACUUCUGUCCCGCACCCACCCUAUCGCCAAAACCCUGCCUCCCAUCUGAGUCCUUUAAGAGUCUAGAAACUGAAGAUGAGCUGUCUAUACUCAAGAAGUUACUGCUUUCUCCAGCACAGACGCCCACCGGCUCUGACUCUCACAAUGACAGCAACUGCAGGCAAACAGGGAUAACAAAACUUCGUCCUCACCGGCAGUGUCUGAAGGUGGAGACUCCAGUAGAAAGACAGACUGGUGUUCCUCAGACACAUGGCAGGGGCUGUACUGAGCUACAAAGGCAUUUGGUGUCACCUGAAAGUGACUCUCCAUCUUCAGCCAAGGAUGACAGCCAUGACAGCAAUAAGGAAGUAGAAAGUGAUUCAUCUGAGGAAGAUCGCAGUGAGGAUGAAUCUGGCAGCUUCUCUCCAUUACCAGCUUUACAGAGCCCAGAACCUCAGUUCACAUGUGAGCGGGAGAAGCAAGCCGUGGUGGACCUUAUUAGGUAUAUGCACACCUACUGCCUUCCACCUAAAAAACAUCACAGUGAUGAGAAACACCAGCAUUAUACUGGUCUCCUGAAGAGACCAAAGACUAACACCACCCCAUCUGUGCAUUCUUGUUCCAACCAAGUAAUCAAAGUCAACUCUGCUAAUGCCAAGGGGAAGUGCUAUGCACAGGGCAAGUUUAAAAGGACGAAACCAACCAGGACCGAGUCUUCAAUCCUAAAAGUACUACUUGCGAAAGACAUUUGUGGGGAUGUAAGCAAGCCAUACAGGUUGACGCAACCAGUAUAUGCAGCUUUUGCUAAUUCUUCUUGUAGCCAUGUAAUGCAAGGAAAAUCGGAGCAUGGGUUGGGAAGGGGCAAUAAAGCAGAACUGGAGAAAACUCAUAAGCCAUUUCUCUCUCUCAGGAGAGAGAACAGAUCCAUGGAAACAGACUCUGGAAGGCCAGCACAUAACGUUUCCGAGCAGAUGACCAAUAAAUCUGCAUUCAAACAGGAAUGCUCUGUUUAUGCUGUCAGGCGCUCCAGUAGACUAAAUCCAGAGUUCUGGUUUAAUGAUGAAGUUUCUCCCCAGACAUACACAGCACAGGCAGGAAAAAAUGCCCAGAUUACCAUGGAACAGUCUCUCUGCUUGACAACAGACCCUUUUGUUGAUGAAGAGCAGUUGGCCGAAGUGGAAGUUGAAGAGUCUGUCGAAACCACUGGUCAAAUAGAAGGUAAUCGAACUCUACAAAACAUGCUUGAAAUGGAUGCCAGGAAAGCACACAGUGAUAUUGUCAACCAAGUUUACCACCCCUUAGAUGUCACCAGAUGCUCUACAGUUUCUUUGCCACAAACGACAUCGUCAUUUGAGAAGAGAAACUUUGACCAAGGACUUUCUGUUGAGCUGUGUGGGACUGCAGGUCUGACGCCCCCAACUACUCCUCCAUACAAGCCUGCAGAAGAAGAUCUGUACAAACCGGAGAUUAGUCAGGACACUGUAAAUAAUGAUCCCUUGAUUACCUCGCCUGUAAAAAUGGAAGUGACUGAAAAACGUCUCUCUCCAAAUAGGAGACUGUCAAAGAAACAGCCCGAGAGGACUGAAUUGUUUGCACACUUAAGUAGAACCUCAUCCGUCCCUGAUAAACCCCCACCACAAGGAAAUAAGAGGCCAUUUUCCCGGUCAUUUGGAGACCAUGAUUAUUGCCAGGUGAAGAAGCCAGAGCCAGCUUUCCAGAGAAAAGUGAUAAAAUCUGUGGACCUGCCAUACUAUGGUGACAGGAAGCAAAAAGUGCCUCCAGUACUGGAGAGGAAAAUGUUCUCUAAUAAAGAGGACAACAAACUGCUGAAGGACCAUGAAAUUCGAGCAAGUCUCACCAAGCACUUUGGUUCUCCAGAUACCACUCUUAAAGAAGACGAUAAUGUUACAUGUACCAGCCCUGAGUAUGAUUCAGCCUUUGAGGACAGUGAGAGUGAGUGCAAUUCUCCAGAGGAUGUCUUCUUUUCUCCGCUUCGAAAAAAGUCGUAUUGUCAUAGGAGCCCUCCACCCAAGCCACAGAGCUAUCCUCGAAGUCAGGCUACUGCUCAAAUUAUCCACACACCCGAUAACAGGAGAUCACACAGCAGACGCGAGAUCAGUGAGCAGAGACAGAAUGGACACUGGAACCAAAGGCAAAUCUACAGGAAGAAAGAGCAGGAUGAUGGAUGGGUAAUUGUCAUCAGAAACCUCUCAAACAGCAUUAAUGCUCAUGAGCUGAAGAAAAGAUUUGAAGUGUUUGGUGAGAUCCUUGAAUGUCAGGUCCUCAACAAAAGCAGAGGAGAGAAGUAUGGAUUUAUCACUUACCGGAGGUCAGAGCAUGCUGCAAUGUCACUAAAGAAGGGCCCAGCUCUUAGAAAAAAGAAUGAACCGUCAUUUCGCAUGAGCUACGGAGGUUCUAGGCAUGUUUUUUGGACCAAAUAUCGGCAUCUAGAUUCAAAUGUUGAAGAGCCCUCAUCAAUGAGGAAGAAGUAUGAGCCCAUGGAUUUUGACAACUUACGUCGAUGACAGCCUUAUAAUGGAGGAGUUCCUCAAUACCUCAGACAAGGCACUUCCAAGAUGUUUACGUUUUUUGAAACAAAAAAAAUGGAAUAGAGAAACAAAAGACUUGAUACUUUAAAUUGAUGUUUACAUUGAACAAAGCUGCUUCUGUAUGUGAUUUUAUCCCAUGGUGUUGCUGUCUCACUGCCACAUUUUAGAAUUGUUGCUUUUCCAGGUAUGUCUGUAAACCUCCUGUCCUCCCCCUUUCCCCUCGUGGUUGCAGCUAUGUUCUCCAUAACAUUUUGUCUGUAGUGCGUAAAAACAAAACCCAAAAAACAAAAAAUGUCUUUUGUGAAUAGUCUGAAUUACAAAACUAAUUUUAAUUGGGGGAAACAAAGGAGUAUAUUCUUAAAAAAUAAUGAUGUAUUUAUGUUUUAUAUGUACUGUAUUUCAGAUUGUUGUUUGCUUCAUCUUGAACUAUGCACUCUAGUGAGGUGUUUGCAAAAGAUCAGAAUUAAUCCUUAAGUUUUAUUAUUCAUUAUCCAAAUUCAGGACACUAAAGGCUGGUCUGGAAGAAUGCAUGGCAUUGACAACAAAAUACAUAAUAUUUCAGCGAAAGAUGUUCAUGUUCAAUAUAUAUAUAUAUAUAUUUAGUGGUGUAUGUAUAAAUAGCACAUUGUUAGAGUAGAAAUUUUGUUUUUCAAGGCCACUGGAUCGCACGCACAUUGUGGAAAUACCACACUGGUACUUUAAUACUUUCCUGCCUUUUUUAAGCCUCUGAGGGAGCUGUAUUCAUAUGUGCUUUAAAAGCAAUUUGGAACUUGCACAGUACUUACUUUACAGUUACAGUAAUGAAUCUAUCAGUGUAAAUACCACAUUCCUUCAUUUUUCUUAAAAAAAAUGUUGUUUUGUUUGCAAGUACAGUACAAUUUUAGUGCAGUAGGUAACCCAUAAUUCCAUCUUGUAAUGUGAAUAUUUUUGAUAUGUCCACUUUUUCCUCUCAGCAUCCGAGAACAGUUUAAACAUGUUUUCUAUACAUGCCUGAGCAAAAAAAAUACUUCAAUGCCAAUGUCAAACAGUCAGCUUCUUCUAAAUAAGAGAAUGAGAGGGAUAAA